AAAGAGAGACAUGUAAAAACAGGUCAAAAUAGACUUUCACAAGCUGUUUAACAUACAGUGUGACUGUGCUGUACAAACAGGAUGCUGUUCCUCGUAUCUACACAGACAUCAACUGUGGCGGUCAGAGAACACGUUGCAACUCUGCAAUCAUUCCUUCAUUGUCUGUGGGACAUUUUAUUGUUUAUUUACUUUUGGAACAAAUCUAACCAUUAAAUAUUUACUUAUGUUACCUUGAGAUACAAUUCAACUGCAGGGUGAAAGGGCAGAACAUUGGACCAACCAAAAGGUAUGAGCUGCUGUUAGUUACCAAGGAGGACCCAUCUGACAAACAACAAGAAGAAGAGAGACUCCAUACUGUUUACAGCGUUCACAAGGAUGGUACUGUAUCAAACCAACGCUCUACAGAUAUCCACCAGAACCAAACUAUUCUGAUUAUUAUCUCAGUAGAUUUGACUGACGUUGGGAGAGAUGAGAGCUAUGUUUUCCCACCCUGCCGUCCUGUUCCUGUGGAUUCAGAGUGCUAGUGGAUGGAUGCAUCCUAAAUGCCAGAUUUAUGACAGUGGUGAAAACUUGGGAGACUUUACCACCUGGAUCUGCAACUACCUACCUCGUCAUGUAGAACAUUACACUGCUGCCUGUGAAGAUGUCACAGCCAUCGAGGAGGAUCUACUUGGACUUCCCCUUAAUAUCAAUACCCUCUGCAUAUCUAUGACACAUGGUGAAAAUAGAUCCAUGUCUCUGGGCUUUUUCUCUCAGUUUCAGGAUCUGGAGUACCUGUACAUUAAGGGCUGUUUUACUCAAAUCCUUACAUCUGGGAAUAGUCACCUUCCAAGUCUGCAGUAUUUACAUUUGGAUGGAAUGGGCUCUGGAUGCUGUGAUUGUCAAACUGGGCCUCAAACAUUCAGAGAUCUAGUCAAGCUAAGUCAUUUAAUCAUAUGGGGUUAUAGACUAUCAGCAAUGGCCCCAGAUGUUUUCCAUGGCAUGACUCAGUUACAAAGUCUCAUCAUUAGUGAACCUCAUGUAGAUGAUUUGUCAGAGGUACUAUGCAGAAUAAUGAAUAUAAAGUCACUUAUAAAGCUAAAUAUAGAAGCACCAGAGAUACAAUCGUUAAACCAAUCAAACUGCUCCAUCUUAAACACCAACGAAAGCAUGAAACCUGUUUUUAACAAUCUAGCAUUGUCUGAAUUAUCAUUUGGUGAAAUAACACAUAUAGAGGAAGGUGCACUGGCUUGGCUACAGAACCUCACAUGGUUAUCUGGGGUUUUCAGCCAGGAAGUCCUACUGCACCUUCCCCUCUCUGGGAUUCAGCAAAUCCAGUACUUCAGUUGCUCUGGUAGCAAUGAAAUAGAUAUUGAAAGUAUCUGUAAUGUAGUGUUUUUGCUUUCAAUCAAGCAAUUAGAUUUAUACAAUGCCAAUACAAGCAGCCUCUCUAAGUCCAGUGUUGAACUGUGCAUUGGGCUAGAAUAUAUGUAUUUACGUGGACCUGGCUUUUUCCGUCCUACUCCAUAUUUGGAAUGGCAUUUUAUUUCCAGUCUCAAAAACCUUAACCAAUUAAAAAUAGACGGCCUGAAAGACAACAGACUUGAUAUUUGCUCCUUCCAAAAACAACCAAUCACAUGGUUAACAAAACUGACUUUAGAGUUGAACAAUAUACAAAUGCUUUUUGCAAAACAAUUUAUCUGUUUUGUUAACCUGCAGUAUUUGGAUUUAGCAGAUAAUUCAAUUUCAAACAUUGACGACUUUGCUUUCCUGGGAUUGACAAAUCUGGAAUCCUUAGACAUUUCAAGAAAUAAGAUUACACAGAUAACUACAAACACAUUUUUUGGUAUACAACUGACAAAACUGACUUUAAGGUUGAACAAGCUACACAUGCUUUUUGCUAAACAAUUUAGCUGUCUUGUUGAGCUGCAGUAUCUGGAUUUAACACAGAAUUUAAUUUCGAACAUUGAAGACUUUGCUUUCCUUGGAUUGACAAAUCUGGUGUCCUUAGACAUUACAAUAAAUAACAUAACACAGAUAAAUGCAAACACAUUUUUUGGUUUACAUAGUUUGACAUGGUUAGACCUCAGGAACAAUCCACUUAUUCACAACAUUGAGGCAAUGUCUUUCACACACCUCACGUCUCUUAGACAAGUGUUUCUCGGGCAAGUGAACAAUCCACUAACAGAACCUGUGAUCAAGCUGAAUCUGACACUUAUAUUUGGUGGCAUUCUGAGUCAGCUGACUCAUCUGUACAUUAGUUCAGCUAUGAGGCCAAUGCAGUUGGUUAUCGGCAGUAACAUCACAUCUAAACAGAACCUGAGUCUCCAGCUCAAAGGCCAGACGGUGUCAUUUGAGGACUGUGACAGACCUUUCUUUCAGUCUGUAACCCAUCUUCAUGCUGAUGCUGAAGAAUUCCUUUGUGGAUCUGAAUUCAUGGGAAAGUUCUUCACGUCUGUGGAGACAUUUGACUACAGAUCUAAGCUUUCAGCUAAAAGGGUUGAUUUAACAUCAAUUAAUCAGCUGAUUCACCUGAGGAAACUGACUCUACGACAGGUGGAUCUUUUAACACAGCGUUCUGCCGACAUCAUUUUUCACAACUUGACCAAACUGGAGGUUCUGGAAAUGUACCACUGCAGGAUUUAUUCUUUGGAGGGGAGUUUAACUAAAGACUUUAAAUCUUUGAAAACAUUGUAUUUGCAUAUAGAGAACAUUUAUAAUGUAUUCUACAGCUUUACUGAACCUCUCUCUAGUCUUAAGUAUUUGAUACUUCCUCAGUUCCAGAUUUUUUGCAGUUGUGACAAUGCUUGGCUCAUUACAUGGGCCAAAGGGUACAGGAAGGUCGAAGUGAUCAUGCUUACUCCGUAUACACAUCCCGUUAUGUAUGCUUUGGAGGACUUGAUAUGCUUGUCGGACAAUGGACUAGACACACCUAAUUUUGUCAAGUACACAGAAGCCAACUGCACUACAGAGGUUGGCUUUGUGCUCUUUGCUGCGACUGGCCUGGGAGUCCUGUUCUUCAUGCUGGUGGUGUUGGUCCAUAACCUGGCCGGUCCCUACCUCCUCCCCCUCUACCACAUCACCCUUGGCUGGCUGUCGGAGGCCAUGCGAUCCAACACCAGGGGGCGCUACCACUACGAUGCGUUUGUCUCCUAUAGCGGGAAGGAUGAGCGCUGGGUGGUGGAGGAGCUGCUACCCAACCUGGAGCAGAGGGGUCCUCCUUUCCUGCGCCUCUGUCUGCACAGCAGGGACUUCCAGCUGGGGAAGGACAUUGUGGAGAACAUCACAGACAGCCUCUACCGGAGCCGACAUACCCUCUGCCUCGUCAGCCGCCACUACCUGCGCAGUAACUGGUGCUCCCUGGAGAUGAAGCUGGCCACCUCCAGGCUGCAGGUGGAGCAAAGGGACAUCCUCCUCCUAGUCUUCCUGGAGAAGAUCCCCCCUCGCCAGCUGUCUGCCCACCACAGACUGGCUCGCCUGGUGAAGACCAGGACCUAUCUGGACUGGCCCCAGGACCCCCAUCAGCAUCAGGCAUUCUGGGACAGACUGUGGGCUAAACUGUCUGCAGCGUGAGAUCAGAGGUUGAUGUAGGACCUUGUGGACCGAAAUGUGACAUCAGAGGUUGAUGUAGGACCUUGUAGACUGAAUUAUGACAUCAGAGGUUGAUAUAGGACCUUGUGGACUGAAGCUUGAGAUCAGAGGUUGAUGUAGGACCCUGUGGACUGAAAUGUGACGUCAGAGGUUGAUGUAGGACCAUGUGGACUGAAGCUUGAGAUCAGGGGUUGAUGUAGGACCAUGUGGACUGAAGCUUGAGA
Salvelinus fontinalis (brook trout) is the source of this 3794-nucleotide messenger RNA. RefSeq names its product toll-like receptor 13. The coding region runs from base 469 to 3552 and encodes 1027 amino acids. Gene Ontology annotation, molecular function: transmembrane signaling receptor activity; protein binding. Gene Ontology annotation, cellular component: membrane. The record is from RefSeq and is a predicted model, not a curated record. NCBI's taxonomy places the organism in Eukaryota, Metazoa, Chordata, Actinopteri, Salmoniformes, Salmonidae. The transcript has a single exon. Gene Ontology annotation, biological process: immune response; inflammatory response; toll-like receptor signaling pathway.